Linum tenue is the source of this 1692-nucleotide messenger RNA. The record is from the annotation of a GenBank genome assembly. NCBI's taxonomy places the organism in Eukaryota, Viridiplantae, Streptophyta, Magnoliopsida, Malpighiales, Linaceae.
AUGUACCAGGACUGUUUGGCUCUCCAGGCUGCCGAGAAAUCCCUCUACGACGUUCUCGGCCAAGAAUACCCUCAACCUUCUUCUGAUUCCUCCUGCUGCAACUCCGCCCAAGGUCUUCCUGCCGUUGAUAGCUCCAAUUGGGUUCCCGAUCUCGGCUUCCCUGCUGGUAAUGGUUACAAUAAUGAGUUUCUGGGUCCAGAUUUCCGCGCCGAGUUAAACCCUUUUGCCAUUGGGUGGACGGAGAAGAAUAAUCCCAUUUCAGAAGCUCCUUCUAUCUUUGUUCCGAACCCAGACCUAGGGAGGAAGAACCACGGCCGCGACGAUGGGAAUUCCUUUGAAGAAGAGCGGAGCAACAAGCAGUCGGCAGUUUCCCACGAGGAAGAGCCGGAGAACAUCAAGAUGCUAGACGAGAUUUUGCUCUGUUCGUUAAAAGAGGACUGUAGUAAUAAUCCCAGCAGCCAUCAGUUGGAGAAGAAGGGAUCCAGCGCUAGCAACGGGAAGGGAGGCCGAUCCAAGAAAGCGAACAAUAAGAAAGGGGGAGUGGUGGAUUUGUGGACUCUGCUAACUCAGUGCGCUCAGGCGGUUGCGAGCAGCGACCAGAGAACUACUAAUGACCUAUUGAAGCAGAUUCGCCUCCAUUCGUCUCCUUACGGGGACGGGAACCAGAGGAUGGCUCAUUACUUCGCCGCUGCCUUGGAGGCUCGCCUAGGAGGCACGGGAGCUCCCAAAUAUGCAGUAGAUGUGAAAGCCAAGACGCCAAUGGCUGAAAUUUUGAAGGCUUAUCAGAUGUUCCUCAACUCUUGCCCUUUCAAGAGGAUGUCCAACUUCUUCGCCAAUCGAACCAUCUACAACCUCGCCGAGAAGGCAACCAGGCUCCACAUCAUUGAUUUCGGCAUUCUCUAUGGCUUCCAAUGGCCGUGCCUCAUCCAGCGCCUCUCAGAACGCCCCGAUGGACCUCCCAAGUUGCGCAUCACCGGGAUCGACUUCCCCCAGCCAGGGUUCCGCCCCAAGGAGAGGGUGGAGGAGACGGGUCGACGGUUACAAAGGUACUGCGAGAGGUUCAACGUGCCCUUCGAGUACAAGGCCGUAGCGCAGAAAUGGGAGACGAUCAAGUACGAGGAUCUCGAGAUCGACCCCGACGAGAUGACCGUGGUGAACUGCUUGUAUCGAAUGAGGAAUCUCGCGGAUGACACGGUGGCUGUGGACAGCGCGAGAGAUGCGGUGCUGGGACUGAUACACAAGGUGAACCCGCAGGUGUUCAUCCAUGGCAUUGCGAAUGGAAGCUACAACGCUCCAUUCUUCACCACGAGGUUUCGCGAGGCACUGUUCCAUUACUCGUCGUUGUUCGACAUGUUUGAUGCAACACUUCAGCGGGAAGACGAGCACAGGCUGCUCUUCGAGAGGGAGAUGUAUGGAAGGGAUAUAAUGAACGUGGUGGCUUGCGAGGGAGCGGAGAGGCUGGAGAGGCCUGAGACUUACAAGCAGUGGCAGGCGAGGAACUUGAGAGCUGGGUUCAGGCAGCUGGCGCUGGAUGAGACCAUUUUGAAGAGGGUGAGAGGGACGGUGAAAUCCGAGUAUGAUAAGGAUUUUGGUGUGGAUGAGGAUGGUCGAUGGAUGUUGCAGGGUUGGAAGGGUAGGAUUGUGUAUGCACUUUCGGUGUGGAAGCCUGUUGAUAAGGAUUACUAUUAUUAG